This is a messenger RNA of Amoebophrya sp. A25, 152 nucleotides long. The record is from the annotation of a GenBank genome assembly. NCBI's taxonomy places the organism in Eukaryota, Dinophyceae, Syndiniales, Amoebophryaceae.
ACUAUAUUGGCCUAAGGCAGCAGCUGCAGCAGGUCUUCGGAAAUGUGGAUGUGGAGUAUGUCUAUGCUGCCGAGAUCGAUGCGAUUGCUCGUUUGAUGCUGAACUUGAUUUUGACUCCGGAGUACGUUGCGGAAGGGUUUCUCUCUGCCGCG